UUGCCACCGCCAGAAAAAGACAGUAGAAGAUGAACAAGAAGCAGUAGGACCGGUGUAGGUCAUGUUGCUUCAGACAUGUCGGUGUUUUUCCCCACUGUGCUGCUCUGUGUCUACGGCUUCUUUACCAGCCUGCGGCCGUGCGAGCCCUUCCUCACCCCCUACCUGAUGGGACCAGACAAGAACCUGACGGAGACUCAGGUUGUCAAUGAAAUCUUUCCAGUAUGGACGUAUUCCUAUCUGUUCCUGCUGUUCCCCAUCUUCCUGGCCACUGACUUCCUCUGUUAUAAGCCGGUGUUGAUGCUCCAGGCCAGCAGCUUAGUGGUCACCUAUGUCAUGCUGUGGAGGGCACAGGGCAUGCUGGCCAUGCAGCUUCUGGAGUUUUUCUUCGGUCUGGCCACAGCUUCAGAGGUGGCCUACUAUUCCUACAUCUACAGCGUGGUGGAGCCGGAGCACUACCAGAGAGUGACUGCUUACUGCCGCAGCGUGACUUUGUUCGGAUCAGCGGCUGGAUCUUUGACCGGUCAGGUGCUGGUAUCUGUGGCCGAAGUUGACACGGUCUACCUCGUCAUCAUUACGCUGGCGUCAGCCUCCGUGUCUUUUCUGGUGCCCUGCUUUCUCCCCAUGCCCAAGAGGAGCUUGUUCUUCCACAGGCAUGAAGGGGCAGAGGAGGCUAGGCUCCGCAGCAGCAGCAGCAGCAGCAGCAGAACCGCCACCAGGAUGGAGAAGGCGGAGGAUUCGGAGAGCAGGGUGCCGCUGAACAGGCCGGACAUCUCCAGGGCAUCCAGGUCCUCUGAAGCAGGAAGUGGUAGCAGGGGGCUCGUGGCGGUCCUGCGGAUGCUGUUUGAUGACUUUGUGCAGUGCUACAGGUGUCGCACCCUGCUGGCCUGGUCACUGUGGUGGGCUCUGGCCACCUGUGGCUACUUCCAGAUCAUCAACUAUUCUCAGCCGCUGUGGGAGCACAUUCGUCCAUCCGAGAAAAACGUCAUCUACAACGGCUAUGUAGAGACCCUGUCCACGCUACUCGGGGCUCUGGCAGCGCUGCUGGUGGGCUGCCUGCCUGUGACCUGGGCUCUGUGGGGGGAGUUGGCUCUGUGUGUGCUCUCCUUGCUCAUGGCUGUGUGUGUGUUUGUCAUGAACACGGAAGACAUCUGGCUGUCAUACAGCUUCUACGUUCUCUUUAGAACCACUUACAUGCUGCUCAUCACUGUGGCCACGUAUCAGGUUGCGGCCAGCCUGAACAUGCAGCGGUAUGCGUUGGUGUUUGGAGUAAACACUUUUGUGGCUCUGCUGCUGCAGUCUCUGCUCACACUGGUGGUGGUGGACUCCUCUGUCCUGGGCCUUAAAGUCUUCACUCAGUUCCUCAUCUACGGUGCCUACUUUGCUGUCAUUUCUGUGAUCUUCCUCUUUGCUGGGCUUUAUAAACUGGCCUCCAGGCGGCACUCGGAGCAGAAGGCUCUGCCCGGCAGACGAGCGCAAUCUGAGACGGACUCUCCACCGAUCGGUGGUACAGACUCCAGGACAUAGCACAGCGAUUAGAGUCUCACACGCGGGGGUGUGGAUCCACAGGCUGAGCUCAGGAAUGUCCACUCACUUUCUUUAUGUGCCAGAGUAGACUGUAAGUAGAAGGUAGAUGUCAGACUGCCUGCACUCACCUCGCACAAUGACUUUUUAGUGAAGAGCUCUGACAAGCAGACACACAGCUGAUGAGGUGUGAAAUAUCUAAACGUGCAUAUCGAAAUAGUGUACCUGUGAGAUAUGUUCUUCUUUGGUGGGUUGACCAUCAAAGAAGUCAGCCAUGUUAGCCAGUCUGGCUUUAAUAGACCAUCUUUGCUGAUGUUUGUUUGUUCCUAUAAAUGUACAAUACGCACACAGGCUGCUCCUUAGACUUGAUAUAAACUUGAUAAAACUGCUGAAAAAUCA
Messenger RNA from Oreochromis aureus, 1920 nucleotides. It is a transcript of the gene slc19a2, whose product is annotated as solute carrier family 19 member 2. The record is from RefSeq and is a predicted model, not a curated record. The transcript has 6 exons. The coding region runs from base 76 to 1524 and encodes 482 amino acids. Lineage: Eukaryota; Metazoa; Chordata; Actinopteri; Cichliformes; Cichlidae. Gene Ontology annotation, biological process: vitamin transport; transmembrane transport. Gene Ontology annotation, cellular component: plasma membrane. Gene Ontology annotation, molecular function: vitamin transmembrane transporter activity.